Molecule: messenger RNA, 242 nt
Organism: Racocetra fulgida
Lineage: Eukaryota; Fungi; Glomeromycota; Glomeromycetes; Diversisporales; Gigasporaceae
Source: the annotation of a GenBank genome assembly
GCAAAAUGAAUAAAAACAGGAAAAAGAACUUGCAUGAAGAUGUUACUGACCAUCACCUAGAAAGUGUUAUUAAAUACAUUCACAAACAAAACAAAAAAUUAAACAGCCUAGAAGAAGAAGCGUUAGUUUACCAAACACAGAUAAAGCAAAAAGAAGCUCCAGAAAUGACAAAAUUUUGUUAUCAGAAUGACAAUUAUAGUAAUAGCAGCAUUAGUAAAAGAAUACCAAUAAUGUUGGCACCA